This is a messenger RNA of Nakaseomyces glabratus, 444 nucleotides long. RefSeq names its product E2 ubiquitin-conjugating protein UBC5 (gene UBC5). Gene Ontology annotation, biological process: protein polyubiquitination. Gene Ontology annotation, cellular component: nucleus. NCBI's taxonomy places the organism in Eukaryota, Fungi, Ascomycota, Saccharomycetes, Saccharomycetales, Saccharomycetaceae. Gene Ontology annotation, molecular function: ubiquitin conjugating enzyme activity. The record is from RefSeq and is a predicted model, not a curated record.
AUGUCUUCUAAACGUAUUGCCAAGGAACUAAGUGAUCUAGGUAGAGAUCCACCAACCUCAUGUUCUGCUGGUCCAGUUGGUGACGAUCUGUACCACUGGCAAGCCUCUAUAAUGGGUCCUCCAGACUCCCCAUACGCCGGUGGUGUUUUCUUCCUGUCUAUCCACUUCCCUACAGACUACCCUUUUAAGCCUCCUAAGAUCUCCUUCACAACUAAGAUCUACCACCCAAAUAUCAACGCUAACGGUAACAUCUGUCUGGAUAUCCUGAAGGACCAGUGGUCUCCAGCUCUAACACUUUCUAAGGUCCUGCUUUCCAUCUGCUCCUUGCUGACAGACGCCAACCCAGACGAUCCUUUGGUUCCAGAGAUCGCCCACAUCUACAAGACUGAUAGAGCUAAGUACGAGGCUACCGCCAGAGAGUGGACUAAGAAGUACGCUGUAUGA